AUGUUCUCUGUAUCAUACGAAAAUAUGACAUCAUCGGGCAGCCAGCAUCGGGCGCCAUACGUGGUGGCACCUCCCCCAGAUGCCGACCAGCUGCCUUCACUCUCGCAGAUGCCCAGCCAGGUGCCCUCGCAGAUGUGGACUGAAGGUAUAUCAAGCUGGUGUCACAACGGGCAGAUUACAAGCGCAAGCGGACAGAUGGCUACUUCCGGUCAGCCAAGGUCAUGGGAAGGUCAUUUUCGUCAAACGCAAGGUCAAGGGCACGAGUCUCAAGAGGGAAAUGUGUACUCCGACCAGACGCAGACUUACCCUGUUAACGUUCCUCCGUCAGGUUCACGAGCCGCAGGAACUCAAGGCUUCCUUCGACCCGUCUCGUUAAUACCGGAGCAGUAUCGGAGCUUGUUUUCUCAGUUCCCAUAUUUUAAUAUCGUUCAGUCAACUGUCUUCGAUGAUGUCUUUUACACGGAUCGCUCGCUGGUCGUGUCGGCUCCCACCGGCUCUGGGAAAACCGUGGUGAUGGAGUUAGCCCUCGUGCGCCUCCUGAUGGCCAAGGCAACGGAGGCGGACGCGGAGGACGUUCCUAUGCCUCCCAGAGUCGUGUAUAUGGCGCCCAUGAAGGCCCUGGUGACAGAGCGGUACAUAGACUGGCAAAUGCGUCUGCGGGAACUGGGUGUUAUUUGUGCAGAGAUCACGGGCGACACAGAUCACGAUGAUAUUGCUGUUAUAGCAAAAUCACAGGUAAUUCUCACCACUCCGGAAAAAUGGGAUUCCCUCACUCGCCGCUGGAGGAACCACGUCACUCUCAUGGAAGCUGUUUCACUCUUGCUCAUCGACGAGGUACACGUGUUGGGUGACCAAACCCGAGGUCCCACCAUGGAGGCGGUGGUGUCGCGGAUGAAGACCAUACGCACGACGAGGCCUUCCACUUCGCCCCAUAGACUUCCCCUCAGGUUUGUUGCGGUUUCGGCAACGAUUCCCAAUGCAGAAGACUUGGCGGUUUGGUUGUCAGAUGGACAGAGCCCUGCUGUGACACACAGGUUAGAGGAGUCGUUACGACCAGUGAAGCUCCGUCGGGUCGUCCUCGGGUACGACUGCCUCGAGUCUUGGAGUGAGUUUAGGUUCGACUUGUCUCUCACGUACGCUCUGGCCACGGUCAUUGCCACUUACAGUGAGAAUAAGCCCACGCUGGUGUUUGCCUCCACACGUAAGGGGGCGCAAAUAGCCGCUUCAACGCUGAGCAAGGAAGCACGUCUUGUGAGGAACUCUAGCCAUAAGCAACUGCUUACUUCCGUCGGCAAUCUCCUUCGGGAUAACAAACUCAGAGAAUGCUUGCUUGCCGGGGUAGCUUAUCACCACGCCGGCCUAGACAUGGCUGACCGUCGCCAGGUGGAAGAACUCUUUACGUCCGGUCAUUUGCCCGUUCUUGUGUCCACAAGCACUCUCGCCAUGGGCGUGAAUCUGCCGGCACACCUCGUGGUAGUGAAGUCCACCUCUCAGUACAACGGGAGCGCGGGCGGCCAUGAAGAAUACUCCACUGGCCAAAUCCUACAGAUGAUCGGGCGUGCGGGGCGUCCUCAGUUCGAUAGACACGCGACCGCUGUUAUUAUGACCAAGAGGCAGCUAAAGGUAAGGAGGAGACGUAGACGUGAAAGGAACCAGGAGAGAAUUUUUCAAGAGCCAAAAGCAAAAGUCAGGGCCCAGCAGAGGUACACACAAUCGCCUAAGAUAAGGACGCUGUUGAUUUCCUCCGCCGCUGCCCGUAGUCGUGUGCGUGCAACGACUUGCCGCGGUUGUACACAGAGGAACAUUCCAGAACAUGAAGAACGAGGAGGUCGUCACUGA
This is a messenger RNA of Penaeus chinensis, 1839 nucleotides long. Its product is annotated as probable ATP-dependent DNA helicase HFM1. The transcript has 16 exons. The coding region runs from base 1 to 1839 and encodes 612 amino acids. NCBI's taxonomy places the organism in Eukaryota, Metazoa, Arthropoda, Malacostraca, Decapoda, Penaeidae. Gene Ontology annotation, molecular function: ATP binding; nucleic acid binding. The record is from RefSeq and is a predicted model, not a curated record.